AUGUCAUCAUCCACUCCAACCCCCUUCGCCUCUUCCCCCUCCGCCUCGACUCAGCCGACCACCGCGCCUAGCACGCACAACGGCGAAGAGACUGAGAUCAUCAAUGGCGAUCAUGCCGAGGAUGCCGAGUCGUCCAAAAUGGCAGAGCAGCAUCAGGAGCAGUCGCAAUCGAACUUUGCACACCAGUUCACCGACUACGUCUUUAACGUCGGGUACCUUCAGCAGCGAUGGGCAGACGUUCAGUUGACGUUCUUCAAUGAUGCGCUCAAAUUACAUCGAGUCAUCCUUGCUCGAAGUCCAUUCUUGGCGCAGUAUAUGGGGAAUGCUGCCCCGGGGACAACGAUACCUCUGCAAUUUAGAGAUGAUCAGAUCACUGCUGAGGCUGUCCAUACCUGUAUUCACCACCUUUACAACCCCGCAUUCCACCUCGUCACCGCCCUGAACGCCCGCGCCGUCCUCGCUACCUCCCUUCAGUUCGGAGGAAUACCCGAACUGGUCCACCAUGCCUACACCGUCGCCCGUGACUCCAUCUCUGCCGAUACCCUCUCGGACUGGAUCGGAUGGAUAUCGGCCACCUCCGUCUCGCCCAUAUCGAACGGUUAUGGUUACUCUGACGCCCCGCCCGUGGGUAGCGGGAACGGCGAGGAGGCAUGGGAGGAUCUCGCAGGGGGCGAAGGGGGAUGGUAUGGACGUUAUGGCGAGUACAGCGAUCGGCUCAAACAAGACAUACUUGACUACCUCACUAUAACUCUCCCCUCCUCCCCUCCUCCCGCUUCGGAAUCGACUCCACCCACCCCCCUCGCCCACCUCCUCCCAUACUACACGCCGCUCCCCUUCCCGCUCUUCAAGCGGGUGGUCGAGUCGCCCGUGCUGCCAUUCAAGGACAAGCAGGCACAGUUCACAUUCGCCAAGAAGGCGAUUGCGGCGCGCAAGAAGCGUGCCGCAGGUGGACAGGCGAUGGAAGAGGCUGCGGUAUUGGCGUUCAAGAGUGGGGAGGGGGGUGCGGUGGUAGAGAUUACGAGGAAGUCUAGAAAGGGGCGGCCGGCGCUCUGGAAGGUUGAGGGAUAG
Dioszegia hungarica is the source of this 1068-nucleotide messenger RNA. RefSeq lists its product as uncharacterized. The transcript has 6 exons. The coding region runs from base 1 to 1068 and encodes 355 amino acids. The record is from RefSeq and is a predicted model, not a curated record. NCBI's taxonomy places the organism in Eukaryota, Fungi, Basidiomycota, Tremellomycetes, Tremellales, Bulleribasidiaceae.